Chironomus riparius is the source of this 5330-nucleotide messenger RNA. Lineage: Eukaryota; Metazoa; Arthropoda; Insecta; Diptera; Chironomidae. The record is from the annotation of a GenBank genome assembly.
AUGACAAUAAAAUUCAACAUAAUUGUAAUCCUGAGCAGCUCAUACUUGAUUACAUUCUCAUUGACAGCAUCAACGACUCCCAAUUACAAAGUUAACUCUGCUAUUUUAAUUCCUGAGGAUGUUGCUAAAAAAUGGGAAAAUUUGUGCAAGCAUUUAACUUUAAUGAUUGUCGACGGCAAUAACUAUAGAAACAGACAAAUUAACGUGGCUAUUUACUUACUGAAUAUCAAUAAUUUUGCCUUUAACUAUGAUGGAUUUUAUCGGACAUUUCAAAAGUAUGCAGACUAUAGAAUUAUUGUGAGUGUUCAUGAUAUCACAUCAACCAAGAUUAAAGAAAUACAAACUGAUUACAUGAUUCUGCUUAUUCAUGAAAAUGCAAUUGAGUAUGAAAAAUUCUUUAAGAAAUAUUUUAUCAAGCUCCGACCUGAAAGAUCUACAAAAAUAAUUGCGAUUCUAAAUACCAGAUAUUCAUUAAAUAAUUUAAAAAUCGUAUGGAAUGCAUUAACAGAAAAGAAAUAUUUUAAUCUGUAUCCUAUCAGUCACUUGAAUUCAGGACACUUUGAUGUUUUGCGAACAACAUUUGGAAUGGCAACACAAAAAGGAUUAAAGAUAAGUCUUGAGAUAUCGCAUCAUAAGAGAUUCAUGAGCACAAGAGAAAUCAUUAAAGGAGAUGAAAUGAAAGCUAUAAAUGUAGUAUUUUUUGAUUCAUAUCCACUAGCUUUCGUAAAAAAUGACACAAUCAUUGGUGCUGAUGGGAAUCUGAUUCUGGAAUUCAGCAAAAAGCUUCAAAUUCCGUUCAAUGUUGUCAACAAAAAUACUUCGUAUCCAACAGCUACUGUCAUCAAUAAUUACAUGCAUCACAUUGGUGAAAUCAGUAUUUACACAAAAAUUCAAUUGCGUUCAGAAAAUAUCAAAAUAGUUUGGUUAAAUGAAGUUCAUGGUUUGUGUAUUUUGAUUCCUAGAAAUAUCCCAAUUUCUGUGUAUGAAAACUUCAAACUUCCAUUAGACACCUUUACAAUCAUUGCCGCAAUCAUUUCCACAUUAUCAGUCAUCACAUGCUGGAAAUUUAUAACAAACGAAAUGUCAAUAAGCUCAAUUUUAUGUGCUGUUGGUGAAAUUAUCCUAAAUGUUGGUGCAUCUGGCAUAGAAAGGCUGACAUUCCGAGAAAAUAUUUUGAUUUAUUGCUUCAUAUUCAGCUCAUUCAUUUUGGCUUCCUUUUAUGAGUCAAUAUUCAUUUCAUUCAUGCUUGCUGAGUCUUCAAUGCGAUCAGCAAUGAGUCUUGAAGAAUUGAAUGGAAGCAAUACAAAGUUUUAUUCAUAUUUUGAAGAUAAUCUUGCUGUCCAUAAUAACUUUGCUUUAAUAAGAAAGGAUUUAAUUAUGAAUUAUGUAAAGUUUAAUGAUUUGAAUUCACUAACCGUGCCUCAAAAUUUGGAUGUAAAUUUAGUGUACAUGAUUGCUUGUGAUUAUGCUGAAGUAUUUCUUAGUUCCUCUAGAAAUUAUCAAGAUGGUCGACGGCUUUAUGACAAAAUUGCUCUUACUCAACCUUACAAGACUUAUAACAUUAAUAGCGGAUUUUUUUACAUUGAUGAUUUUUUUGAUUUUGUCCAAAGAUUUAUUGAGUCUGGAAUUUAUAAAUUUUGGAGCCUGAAAAACUUUGAUAGCAGUAAUUGUUUGGCUGAAAAUGCAAAUGAGAAUUCAAAUAAACGCGAAACAAUUGAAUUUCAAGAUUUAGGCUUGCCCAUUGUUUUAAUACUUAAAAGACAAAAUCUUCUCGAUGAUCCAUCAUGUCCACAACUAAAGAACCUCUGUAGUAAUUUAGGAAGUAAUAGUGAAGAUCUACUCGUCCUCGAGUGCAUUGACACAUUUCAAACGUCCGAAUUCGAUGUGACGGUCGAUGCACAGUGUCAACAUUCGAUAUAUUCGAGAAAAUUAGAAUUAAUGAAUGAUAGAAAUAUUUACGAAUUAUUAGAGAAAAGUUGUACAAAGGACAUUCAAUCAUUAAAUUCAAUUUGUAAGCCAGAGGAUCAUGAAUAUAGUGGCAAAUAUUUAUCAUGUGUGCUGGACAAUCGAGAUAUAAUUAAAGACUUAAUAUGUAAAGGUCAAAUAACCCGCAUUGAAUCAGUUGCAUUUAGUGACUAUCGACUGAUAUCAAAAUUCCUUCAAAGCUGUUCCAAUGAUAUUGAAAAGAGCGGCUGUGGACGAUUAACAAAUCGAAAUUCUAAAUCGACACAAGGCGAUACGUUGUCAUGUCUUCAAAUGAGCAUUGCAGAUCUAUCGAAUGAAUGUAAAAAGGAAAUUUAUCAUAUUUCAGAACUUCAAGCUGACAAUAUUAAGUUUGAUAGACAAAUCUAUAUGUCAUGUAAUUCAGAUGUUAAGAAAUUCUGUUCUGACAUGAGGGGCUAUGACAUUUAUAAAUGUCUUAUGAAAAAUAAAAAUUCCCCACAGAUGUCGAAGAAGUGCGAAAAUCAGCUAAGCAGGCGUUCGUCAUUGAUAGCUCAAGAUUAUCGAAUCAGUCGGGGACUUGCGAAGGCGUGUAAGGAGGAUAUUAAAUUGAAUCAUUGCCGAAAAGGAACGAGCGAUGACAAGGAUGUAAGACUAGCACAAAUCUUGCUGUGUCUUGAGGCAGCACAUAAAAAUAACACAAAAUUAUUGCCUGAUUGCCUUGCGGAAAUUUUCGAUCAUAGGAAAAUGUUGAUGGAGGAUUACAAGCUAUCGCCUGAAAUAAUCAUUGACUGUGCAGACGAAUUAAAUAGAUUUUGUCAAGAGACGGAAGGCUCUCAAACCAUUCAUUGUUUAAUGGAACAUGCGAAGCCGCGUAGGAAGAAGGAGCUAAGGGUGUCAUCGCAAUGCUUGCGUGCAGUUGAAAAUCUUGUAAAAGUUACAGAUGUGUCGGAAGAUUGGCGUGUUGAUCCGGUAUUGAGAAAGGUAUGUAAAACAGUUGUCGAUACAGCAUGUGGUAAUGAUAUUGAUGGAAAUUCUCGUGUUAUGAGUUGUUUAAUGGAGAAACUUGGUACUAAAUAUAUGACACCACCUUGUGAGACGGCACUGCUUCAAAUCCAAUAUUUCACAGCACGAGACUAUAAGCUAGAUGCUAUGCUGUAUCAACAGUGUAAGGAUGAUGCCAUUAGAUUCUGUCAUGCAAAGAAAACGUGGGCAGAUGUUGAGAAUGAACAAAUGGAUCCGGAAAGAGGUCCGACAAUACUCCCAUGUCUUCAUCGUUACGCCUAUCAUCCAGAUCCUAAAAUGCAAUUAAGUCAGAAGUGCUUUACAGAAAUUAAGAGAGUAAUGAGGCAACGUGCAAUAUCUGUUGAUUUAAUACCAGAAGUUGAGGAUGUAUGUUUGGAUGAUUUGGCUGAAUUUUGCUUUGAUAAGACACAGAAAGGUGAGGAAAUGGAAUGUCUUCAACAGCAUCUCGAGGAACUAACGAAAGACUGCAAGAAAGCUGUAUCAUCUUACACAGAAGAACAGUCAGCACAUAUAGAGUUAAAUCCACUAAUUAGAUCAGCAUGCAGUGACGCAUUAGAAAAAUAUUGUGGAAAUAUCCUGUCCGGACAAGUUGAAGGAGAUGUUAUGGAAUGUCUGAUUGCUCUUAAGAACGAUGUUUUAAAACCUAAUGUAAAGUGCCGUGCUGCCAUUGAACAUUUUCAAUUGAUAUCUUUAAAGAAUUACGUGUUCACUCAUAAAUUUAAGGAAGCUUGCAAGCCUUAUGUCAACAGAUACUGUCCGAAUAGUACAACAAAAUAUGACGUUAUUGCAUGUCUGAGCGAGAUAAUGGCAAAGGAUACAAUCAAAGAUCAUAAACAUUCACUGCCAAAACAAUGCCGCGAGCAAGUCCGUUCACAAUUACAGCAACAACGUGAAAAUAUUGAUUUUGAUCCAAAACUCAAAAAUGUUUGCAUAAAAGACAUUAAAACUUUUUGUAGUGAAAUACCAGCGAACUCUGGACAAGUUUUGGAAUGCUUGACCAGCAAUCAACAUAAGCUGAGCACAAACUGUAAACAUGCAUUAUUUGCAAUCAAAAAAUCCGAACUAACGGACAGUAAAACCGACUAUGUGCUAAUGAAUACAUGUAGAGGAAUGUUAAAGCAAUAUUGUGAUGGAAUUGAGGAUGCAAAUGUACUAAAAUGCUUGAAACUUCACAAGGAUGAGAAUAUGUUCGAUAAAAAGUGUCACAUGGUCGUCGUGAAUCGAUUAAUUUUACAAAAUCAAGAUUAUAGAUUUAAUCCAGAUCUACAGCAAGCAUGCUCGAAGGAUAUUGCUGAUUAUUGUACAAGAAUCGUAGUUGAGGCCAAGGAGAAUGAGGAAAUGAAUGGAAAGGUCAUAAAUUGUUUAAAACAAAAGUUCAGAGAAGGAAAAUUACUUACGAAAUGUGAAAAGCAAAUGACUGUAAUUUUACAUGAUCAGGCCUUGAACUACAAACUCAAUCCAUUACUAGCUACAGUCUGCAAAUCAGAAAUUGAUAUCCUGUGUAAAGUUGAUGACGAUAACGACGAAGAAGGACAAGUCGAAGAAUGCUUAAAAAGACAAUUUUUGGGAAAGAAAAUUAUUACAAAAGAAUGCAAGAUUGAAGUCGCGACCUUAAUUCAAGAAGCAAAAGCAGACAUUCAUGUUGAUCCAAUCUUAUUGAAGGCAUGUACUGUUGAUUUAUUGAAGUAUUGUUCAAAUGUUGAAAGUGGCAAUGGAAGGCAACUCAAAUGUCUUCAAAUUAUUCUAAAUGAUGAGACAAAGUCAAAGGCAUUGGAAGAUGAUUGUCGAGAGAAGCUUCAGCAGAGGGUUGAGAUGUUCCAUAAUGCUGCUGCUGUCGCACCACAAGCCGAAAGUCUAUCUGAUCUCUACGAAACAGUUGUAGCAUCACCAGCAAGACGUUACUUUAUGAUCGUGAUGUUUACAUUUGUUGGAUUCAUAUUUAUAAUUGGACUAUUCUUUGGACGUGCAACCAGGAAGCAUAUAGCUUUGAAAAACAAAUGAUUCACCAUGAAAAUCCUGAAGAGAAAGAAACUAAGAGCAGCAUAAUGUUUAACAAAAGUCAAGUCGAAUCAAAACAAUUCUUUUAUCAUUUCGAGCCAUUUUUAAUGAAAAUUUUUUAAUUGAGAUUUUAAUUUUAUUUUUUUAAAUAAAAAAGUUUUCUUUUAAAUUUCUAUAAAGAUAAGAAAAGGGAUGUGCAAGUAGUGUACAUUGUGAUGAUUGUAGUUAAAUUCUUCGAAUAAGUAGUUGUAGUCCUUAAUGAUAUGGAAAUACUUAGGCAUUUAAAAAUGAGAUUGAACUCCUGAAUUGACUCUGAAUUCUUGAAUUAGAUUUGAAUUUUGUAUAAGAAAAGUCUAUUUGACUUA